UGGUCAAGAUCCAACCUCUUGUUCCUUCUAUACGCUUUGUGCUAUUCUCCCAUUGCCAUUGCGGGCAAAAAGAGCUAUUACGAUAUAUUUUAAGUAUCAAAGGGCGCAUCGGACGAGUAGAUAAAGAGGGCGUAUAGGAAGCUGGCUUUGAAGUACCAUCCAGAUAAGAAUCUGGGCAACCAAGAAGCUAAUAAGAGGUUUGAUGAGAUUAACAAUGCGUAUGAAGUACUUUCUGAUAGCGAGAAGAGAAACAUUUAUGACAAGUAUGGUGAAAAGGGUUUGAAACAACAUUCUGUAGAUGGAGGCAAAGACGGUGGAAUGGGCAUGGACUUCCAAGGCAUCUUUAGCUCCUUCUUCUUCGGAGGAUCCAUGGAGGAAGAGGAAGAGAGAAUUGUCAAAGGUGAUGACAUGAUUGUUGAAUUGGAUGCAACCGUGGAAGAUUUGUACAUGGGAGGUUCAUUGAAGGUUUGGAGGGAGAAAAUUGUUUUAAAGCCUGCACCUGGGAAGAGACGCUGUAACUGUAGAAAUGAGUUUAAUCACAGGCAAAUAGGUCCUGGGAUGUUUCAACAGAUGACAGAGCAGGUCUGUGAGCAAUGUCCUAAUGUUAAAUAUGAAAGAGAUGGUUAUUUCAUCACUGUUGAUAUUGAGAAAGGCAUGCAAGACGGACAGUCGACUAAGGCACGAUAUUUAGACGACUAA
This is a messenger RNA of Gastrolobium bilobum, 699 nucleotides long. Its product is annotated as dnaJ protein ERDJ3B-like. The transcript has 7 exons. The record is from RefSeq and is a predicted model, not a curated record. Lineage: Eukaryota; Viridiplantae; Streptophyta; Magnoliopsida; Fabales; Fabaceae. The annotation marks the transcript as partial.